GACUCUAUGGCACUCUUUUUGGACAUGCUUCUCGAAAAUUCCUAUUGGAAUUGUCCAACAAGGGUGCUAUAGAGUCCAAUUCCCAUUACAUUAAGUUCAUUUCAAUUCAGAAAGACUCAAUAAAGCGUCCCACAGCCAUGAGAACACCUUUGAAAACCCUGUAUUGCUUUAUCUCACUGGUGGUGUUUUCACUAUUUCGCUCUCUCGCUCUCUCUCUCUCUCUCUCUCUCUCUCUCUCUCUCUCUCUACAUCUAACUCCAUUUGAUGCGAGCCGCCUACGACAGGUUUCGCCCAGCGCAGUAAGAACCUGCGGGCCUGCUGCUGGGUGACCUUUCUCAUCAGAGUACGCACACCGCACGGGACAGGUCGUAGCUCGCUCUCCGGUGGGUGCGCGGGCGCACACACACACACACACACGCACACACGCACACAGUUUCCUCUAAACGAAUCGGCACCACUUUCCGGAGGGACGACAAGUUCACCGGGAAACGGUGCCGGGACCCGAGACAAUCCAGAAACCCAGGCAUCCGUCAGGGUAGCGUUUUUGCUGCACUUCCCACCCACCCAAAAACAGGCAGAGCAACGCUCACUAGCAAGAGAGAGAGAGAGAGAGAGCGAGAUGCUGAUGAUGGUUGCGCGCGGAGAGGAGACGAGGUCGGGCCGCGACACUGCACCUGCUGCUGCUGCGAUUGCGAAUGUGCAAUAUAAUCAGCCGAGAAGUGCAUACCAAACCCCAGUUGGGAACGGUGGUGUGCACAGUGUGCACAUGUGAUAACUGCGGGAACACCGGAAACCCUUUCUAGCCCGAAACAGAAACACACCGCGCGCGCACACAGAGACAAACACAGUGGCACACCGCUGGCAAAUCCCCCAAAAUUCGUUUUUUUUCCUACCUUUUUGGUUUUUUUUUGUACAAACGUGAACAGUCCUUCCCGAAGCAAUGCUACGGCUUCCUGUGAGGAGCGAGCGUGUUUGAGACAGUUUAGCAUUUGGGUGGAAGUGGAGUUCGCGCCUACAGAGACAUCAGCGGAUCAGACCUAUGCUUGUGUGUGAUAAAUUGUUGUGUGAGUCAGUUCCUUCAGAGUAUAAAGUUCUUGCACGUAUCCUUUGCGUAUUCUUUUCGAGUGCCGAGAACUGCGUGCGUGUGUUACAGCUACCUUGCCGAAGCUUAGAAGUCAGUGAAUGGAGCAGCUGUCCGUUCGGCUGUUUGGCUGUGUCUUCCCAUCCCCAAAUGAUUCCGCAAACGAAAACGCAUCCUUUAUACACGCUGCCUGCUCUCGCUGUUUUUGAUUUCCAGGCAUCAAUUAGGGCAAUUUAUUACGCGCAGCAAAUCCGUGCCGACGACAACGUACCAUCGUAGCCCUUGCGCGCGCUUGUGUGUGUGUGUGUCUAGUGACUUUGAUCGAUCGAAGCGAAAGUGUUUUUCCUGUGUCCUCCUGUGUCGGUGUGGUGUGUAUCCUGUGUCGUAUCCCGUUGUGGGGGGGGGGGGGAUCCCCGCGCGUACUCCGUGAUUAGUAAACGAACGAACACGAUGCAUCAUUGCUGCACUACCAGCGCUGGCCGUUUUGCCGUAGCAGCAGCCACAGCACCGCCGACGAUUGCCCCCGGCACCACCGGGACGCACCAGCGGCAAUCAGCGUAAACUGCUUCGCCCCACCCGCACCCACGCAGUGCGCAUCCCCGCAAUCGGCACCCCCGGGACUGGACAUUGCUCCAGCACCACGCGCGCACACACACGCACACGUACAGUGCACGUGUGUGUGUGUGUGUGAGAGAGAGAGAGAGAGAGCGCGCGCGUUGCAGCGGUUGGCGGUUUUAGUGGCGGUCUACAAUCUAUUUACCACGGCACAACACACCCACUGUCCCCCGGAUCCUGGCAGGACGAGACCGCCAUUGUCGUCUUUGGAGUCAAGUGAUUCGCACGUCUUCUUCGCUUGAAAAGCGCAACAGGCGCAACCAAACCGCAUCACACCACCACCCCCGGGACCCCGUUUGCCGAUGGCGACACCAAAGGACGAACGAGCGACCAAUCCGGCCACGAUGCCCGUCAAUGGAUACGAUAACGGUGGCAGCUGCACGCCGGCAACCAGCACCGGCAGUAGCAGCAUCGGGCUCACGUCCACGCCCGUCUCGAGUGGGCGCAGCUCGAACAGCAACAGCAGCAACAGCAACGGCGGAAGCUCCGUCACCAGCACACCAACGGCUGGUGGCCACGAUCAGGCGGCAGGCGGCAAUAGCAGCGCCAGCGUUACGCCCGGUGCACCGGGCUCGUCCGGUCACAAGGGCAGCAUCCGGGGCAACAAGCUGGCUCGCCGGGCGCGCUCGUUUAAGGACGACUUUCUGGAGAAGAUAUCGCAGAUCCGCACGCCGACCAGCACGAUGACUAGAUCUCACUCACCCAACAGUCCACGGGGCGGCGCUGGUGGUAGUGGCGCAAAUGCGGCCAGCUAUGGCAGCCGCAAGAGCACCACCGACGAACCGGCCAAGCCGGUGCAGGAUCUCAACUAUCACGUGCGGCAGGUGAAGAAUGCGCUGACCCACUUCAAGGACGUCAUACUGAAGAACAAGCUGGAGAUGCUGCCGGGCAACGGUACGGUCGUGCUGGAAUCGAUCGCCAACGUGCACACGGCACUGCAAUCGUACACACUGAACGAGCACAGUUCGGCAUUCAUCAACGCGACGAACCACGUGCACGUCUCGCUCGGCAACCUGCUGAAGCUGUGCGACGAGGUGCUGCUAACGAAGGAGGGCGACGACUGCCCGUCGCUCAGCAAGGAAAACGUGAAGGAGGUGGUCGAGCUGGUCGAGAACGCGGUCAACAAUCUGGUGAACCUGGCGAACGAGAAGCUCUCCGAUCGGAAGGCAAUCGGGACGGGCGGGGGCGGCGGACCGGGCACAGGGGUGAGCGGUACCGCGGCGGGCCACAGUACCGGUGGUCCGAGCUCGAACACGCUGCAGCGCCCGACGGUUGACGUGGUCAGCCAGCGCACCUCGCUGCCGGACAUUCCGCUGACGCCGCGCGAGCGUGACAUCCUCGAGCAGACGUCGCUCAAGACGGUGCGGGCGUCGCACAGCACGGAAAGCAUCCUGCGCGAUUCGAGCCCGCCGCCGCCGCCCAAGCCGCCGCUGCCGGACCGGUCGCAGGAACCGCCGCCACCGUUGCCGCCCAAGCGCAAGAGCCAACAUGCCAAGAAUCACUCCUUCCACGACACCACCACGGCGUCGUCCGAUUGCGCGUCAACCGAUUCGACCAUCUUCCAGCUCGGGGGCGGACCGGGCAGUAGUGCCGGCGGGGCAACGGGCGCCGGUGGCAGCAUCGGGCUGGACCGGAUGUCGCUGCGGUCGCGGUCGCCCGAGGACAACUGCAGCCUGCUGAGUGCCAGCGCCGGUUCGCUCGACUCGGCGCUGAAUCACUCGCGCGAGGAGGAUGAGCUGCGGGCGCUCACGAGCUGCUCGUCGCACGCGAGCGCUACGGCCGCCAGCCUCGGCGGGCUGGUGAUACUCGGUGCCGGUGCGGCCGGAUGCGGCACGCAGCACUGGGAAGAGGCGGGCGACCUAGCGGGCGGAUUGCCGCAGCACAGCAACAACAGUCUGAAUCGCAACUCGAACGAGUCUGGGUUCGAGUCGAUGUACUCGCUGCGUGUCAGCCGCGAUCAACAUCAGCAACAGCAGCAGCAGCAGCAGAUGCAUAUGCAGUACCAGAGCACGGCUGCGACCGUUACCACGCACCAUCAUCACCAGAAAAGUGCCAGUUCGUCGUCCUCCUCCUCGUCGUACGUGCACAAGUCUGAAUCCAUCGUGGACGGCAUGGCGGCACUGGUGGUCGCCUCUGGGAAAGGUGCCGUGCAGCAACAACAUCUGCAGCAGCACCACCAGGCACACGUGCUGCAUCAUCAGCAGCAUCAGCAGCAGCAGCAGCAGCACUUUCAUCAGAAAAUCGACACGAUCAUCACGCAGGCCAGCGACGACAGUAGCGCGGGGCCGAAGGGGGCAAGCGAACAGCUUGCCAGCGCGACCUCGCUGACGUCGACCGUCACCACGUCCAGCAGCAGCAGCCUGUCGAAGCUGCUCGUGCACGGCCCCAGCAUCGACGAGCUCGGCAACGAUGACGUCUUUCCGCGGACGUCGGCCGGUGGUGCAACGGACCGACCACCGGCUCUGCCAGUCAAGACGCGCUCGCACAGUAUUAAGCGGGAACGCCAUCCGUCGCAGUACGACAACGUGGACGAGGUUGACCUAGAGCGAGGAUCGCAAGACUCGUUUGGCCACUUCCCGAUGCAGAGUUCGCCGUCGUAUCUGUACAGCCGGCAGCAGAUGUUCCACAAUCUACCGAGCAAGCAUAUCAGUCUGAUCGAGCCGCGGCAUAUGAGCCGGUUCCAGGAGGAGCCACCGCCGCUACCGAUCAAGAAGAAGCAUAUGUUUCAAAGUGUUGCAUAUUCAGUCAUGGCUUACAUGGAGAUCUUCGGCAGUGCCACCCAGAACCAGUCGGAGUUUAUGCGCCACUCGGUGCACACGUACAAUUUGGCGCACUCGGAGCAGAUAUCGACCAGUAGCACCACGAGCAAUCACAGCAUCUCACACAGUCAAACGAUGAGCCUCUCGCCGUCGCGCAUUGCUCCGGCUACGGUGUCGCCACCGAGCUCGCCGAACGUGAGCGUGAAGCCGCCCGCGCUGCCACCGAAGCGCCAGCGCAUCAACAGCAAAACGCCCAGCAUCGCAUCGACCCCGCCACCCAGUCCGAAGAUAUUCCAGGACCAGCAGCAGCACCACCACGCGCAGCACCACUAUCACCAGCAGCAGGCCCAAGCGCCGAACGUAAUCAACACGUCACCUUCGCCAUCAACGUCCUCGCUCGCCUCGACCCAGUCCGGUACGGGCAGCAAACCGUCUGCUGUCUGCAAUCAAACGCUGGACGUGAAAACACCGAAGGUAGCGCAACCACCACUGGCAGCAUCCGAGCCCGAGGCGGAGCCGGCCACUGCUAGCGGCAGUGCAGCGUCCACUUCCACUACUAGUACUACCCUCACCAACAUAGCUGCUACUACUACUACUACUACCACUAUCUCUUCCGUUGGUGACGAUGGUGGCGCUGCUGCUGCUGGCGCUGCCACCGAGCAGUGCGGCAUUCGUUACCACUCCCCUAACCGGCGGCAUCCGGCCGGUGGCCAGCACGCGGCCGACGAUGACUAUCUGCACCUGUGCGAUGCGACCACGCGAGCGCCCAUUGCCGGCGACAAUCUGUCCGCCUCCUCCUCCUCCGCUUUCCCCUCCUCCGCUUCCAAUCUGAAUCUCGCCAGUACGGCUGGUCGCGGCAGCGGCAGCACCAGCCAGCAUCUAGUCAGCGUCACCAACCACAGCCACAGCAAUAACACUAGCGGCAGUAGUAGUAAUAACGUUGAAUCUAGUAGUUAUUUAAACGAUAGCCAUAACAAGGAUAGAACUAGCAGCAGCAGUAGCGGCGGGCAGGCCGUGUUGCCGUCCAGUGAUGCGAUGAUCUACGAAGCGUCCACCACGCAAUCGCCACUGCCGGCUGGCGAUGCCGGUGACGAACGGGCAAGCAACAAAGACGGGGACGAGGUUGAGGUCAUACUUAGACGGAAUAAUAAGAAUGGCAUGACGAUGGCGAUGGAGCUGCAACAGCAACCACUGAAUCUGAUGGAGGAGCUGGACGUGAGCAACUAUCUAGUGUUUAAGAAGGAAAACGAGGACGGUCCAGACGUCAAGGGCGGCCACCCGGAUGCACUCAUCAUCCACGCCACCCGGGUGCAGAAGAACUCAGACGACGAUUGUUUAGAGGAUGCUUACGGUGAAGCGUUCAUAACUACGUUCCGUACCUUUAUCUCGCCGUUGGACCUAAUCCAGAAGCUGUCCCAUCGAUACACCGUCUACCACUGUCAGAUGAAUGAUGCCAAACAGAAAGCCGCCAAAGAAUCCUUUUCCCUGUUGGUGCGGGUGGUAAACGAUCUGACUACGCCAGAUUUGAGCGAACGACUGCUGGUGAUACUGAUGAACUUUGACUAUCAGCUGGUAAGCGCCGGCCACCUGACGAUGGCGAAGCUGCUCCGGGUGAAGCUGAUCGAGAAGGCGUUGAUCUACAAGCAGAAGGCGUCGCUCACCGUGCCGACGCUGUCGUCCCGGGCGCUCGUCGCCCAGCCGCCGACCCUGCUCGAUCUGAAGUCGGCCGAGAUAGCCGAGCAGAUGACGCUGCUCGAUGCGGAGCUGUUCCAGAAGAUCGAAAUACCGGAGGUGCUGAUAUGGGCGCAGGAGCAGUGCGAGGAGCGGUCUCCGAAUCUGACCCGUUUUACCGAGCACUUUAACAAGAUGUCUUACUGGGCUCGCACGCAGAUACUUUCCCAAAACGAUGCCAAAGAUAGGGAGAAGCACGUGAUCAAAUUCAUCAAAAUUAUGAAACAUCUGCGGAAAAUCAACAACUACAACUCGUAUCUGGCCCUGCUGUCUGCGCUGGAUUCGGCUCCGAUUCGAAGGCUCGAGUGGCAUAAAACGAUCACGGAAGGAUUAAAGGAGUACUGCGCAUUGAUCGAUUCCAGCUCCAGCUUCCGGGCGUACCGGCAAGCGUUGGCUGAAACGAACCCACCCUGCAUUCCGUACAUUGGACUUGUACUGCAGGAUCUUACCUUCGUGCACAUCGGCAACCCGGAUCUGUUGCCGGACGGGUCGACCAACUUCUCCAAACGCUGGCAGCAGUACCACAUCGUGGUAAACAUGAAGCGUUUUAAGAAAGGAUCCUACCCAUUCAAGAAGAACGAGCGCAUCAUCGGUUUCUUCGACAACUUCGAGUACUAUCUAGACGAGGACGCGAUGUGGCAGAUUUCCGAAACGAUCAAACCGCGUGGCUCGCGCAAAGCGAACGUCAAUUAGUACAGGCUGAACUGUUUGCGUGGGGGUAGCGACGAGCAGCAGGAAGGCACCGGUGCGACGCGGCCGAAACGAAGCAAUGGCGAGGAGGAGGACGGCAGCAGCGCGCAACGGCUGUUGAAGUAGGCCAGUAGGUCGCCGUUUCGGCUUCGAAUCUCGAAACCAAGGCUCGAACGGAGCCGGCCUGCAGAGUCAUCGGAAACGGCGGGGGGAUUGGGGAAUGGGAUGGGGAGAGGAGGAGAUAGGACACAAUCUCAAUUGUGUGCACACCAAUACACACAACAACUCAGUCCCGAUCCACCCCGGAUGGGGAAGGCAGUAGCAGCAAGACAGAAAGAGCAAACCCAAGCAAACGAAGGAUUCAAUCAACAUUCGUUCCCGCGCGAAGCCAGUAACGCUAACGAUCGCCAAAUCGAACAAUUAAUGUGCAUUUACUUGCGGGACAUUUGUUUGGUAACGCCAGAAACGUUACACACAGUGAGAGGCUAGCAAGCUCCUAAGUGAUCGUAACGCGUACUCACUAAGUCAGUUUGCCGGUCUGUCUUUUUAUUCCGUUUUGCUUACCUGUUGCGGCUUCCGAUAGGGGGGGGGGGGGGGGUUUGUGUUGUUUUCUCUCUUUCUCUCUUUCUUUUUCUCCCGCAGAGACAGGACGGGGAAACGAAGGAAUGUGUAAAUUAUUUUAAGCUAUCGAUAGCACACUUGAAUUCGUGAUCUUUAUAUUGUAUUAUACGUACUCUGCUUGCAAUGGUACUUUUUUUUAAUUAAACAAAGUAUUGUUUUAUUGUAUUUAUAAAGUAACGACACAGUUUAGCGGACGCGGUAUCGCGGCCUCAUCGGCGGUUUAAUUUCACAACAGCCUAUAAGCACCAUCGGUCCUCCCCGAUUGAUGGGAAGCGCGAUAUUAUCACUAUAUGACAGCAUACGUGUGUGUGCGUGCGUGUAUGUGUACCCCAUUCGUGCUUGUUGGCAUGCAUGUAUCUAAUGAGUAGGCUUUAGGAUUUAGGGUGCCUGGGCAGAACCGCAUACUGCAAGCCGGCUGCGGGUCUCCUUAGGCAAUCUAAAAAAUAUCCACACGAAUGCAAUGGAAGCUAAGUCCAGCGCAAUUGCAAAAUAGAAAGAGAGAAGAAAGUAAAACAUACACACACACACAUCGUCAAAGUUCUAUAGCUAAGAUAGAAGAAAAGCAAAGUUAAACAACACAAGCUCGAAACAGCGAGGGAGUUGCGAGUGAACGCCGACAGGACAGUGGGAAGGCGGAAGUGCGCGAAACAAAGAGCAGAGAUUUAUCUAGAUAAAGUGUGUGGGUGAUAGUUGGGGAAGGGAGAGGGGGGGGGGGGUGGAGGGGGAGUGGAUGUUUAGCAUUAAAACGUAGUAGUAACCGUAAACACAGUCAAAGAUGAACGAAUGUUUUUGUCUUCUAUUAAGAAAUACCCUUUUUUAUUGAAAAAUACAACUAUCCAUUAUUUUAACCCUU
Anopheles gambiae (African malaria mosquito) is the source of this 8350-nucleotide messenger RNA. It is a transcript of the gene C3G, whose product is annotated as guanine nucleotide-releasing factor 2. The record is from RefSeq and is a predicted model, not a curated record. The transcript has 16 exons. Bases 1999 to 6879 code for a protein of 1626 amino acids. NCBI's taxonomy places the organism in Eukaryota, Metazoa, Arthropoda, Insecta, Diptera, Culicidae. Gene Ontology annotation, cellular component: plasma membrane. Gene Ontology annotation, molecular function: guanyl-nucleotide exchange factor activity. Gene Ontology annotation, biological process: positive regulation of GTPase activity; Ras protein signal transduction.